AUGGCCAUGCCCAACCCACGAACGGUGUUGACCUCCGCGCCGUCACCGCCCGCCGGCUGCUCCUCCUCCACCUCCUCCUUGUCGGCGGCGGCGGAGUUCAUGGCGCCGGCGCCUCUGUCGCCGUCCGACGGGGAGCUGCUGCGCUCGCUGCACCGCCUCGCGCGGGACCUGUCGGCGGCCGCCGAGACGCCGGUCCCGUUCCUGCGCGGCGCGCUCACGUCCAUCACAAGGCGGUACAGGCUCCUGGCCGCCACGUUCGACGACCUGGUGCUGUGCGCCGCGGCGGCCGGGGGGGACAUGCCGCGGUCCGCGUCGCUGUGCCUUCGCGAGGUGCUCCUCGUGCUGCAGCGCUUCAAGGCGCUGGCCGCCGACUGCGCCGCGCGGAGCCGGAUGCGGCUGCUGCUGCAGUCGGACGAGAUCGAGGAGGAGGUAAGGGAGCUGCACCAGGACCUGGCCACGCUGCUCGACCUACUGCCCGUCGUCGAGCUGGGCCUCGCCGAGGACGUCGUGGACCUGCUCGACCUCGCGUCGCGCCAGUGCAGGCGGUUCGCGCCGUCGGUGUCUGUCCAGGCGGAGCAGGCUCUCAAGGCCAGAGUGCUCUCGCUAAUACAGGAAAUCGAGCGGGAGAUCGUGCCGGAGCGGGAGAGGCUGCGGGAGAUCCUGGAGGAGGUGGGCAUCGACGACCCGGCGACCUGCAGCGAAGAGAUCGAGAGCCUCGAGCGGGAGAUCGGCGACCGCGCCUCGGAGAGGUGGACGGACGCCAUGAUCGCGCUCGUCGGGCUGCUACGGUACGCCAAGUGCGUCCUGUUCAGCGCCACGCCCCGACCUUCGGAUUCCAAGCCGGACCCCGAGACAUACGACCGGGAGUCCAUAUCCCGGUGGUUCGACUCCGGCAAGUCAACGUGCCCCAAGACAGGGCAGGUCCUUACCGUUUUGGAGCUGGUUCCCAACAAGGCGCUCAAGAACCUCAUCGCCAAGUGGUGCCGGGAGAACGGCGUCGCCGUGGAGAGCAGCGAGGCGAGCAAGAGCGAGCCGGCACAGGCGGUGGCCGCGAACAAGGCGGCGCUGGAGGCGGCGCGCAUGACGGCGUCGUUCCUCGUGAAGAAGCUCUCCAUCUGUUUCUCCCCUGACGCGGCCAACCGCGUAGUGCACGAGAUCCGGCUGCUGUCCAAGUCCGGCGCCGACAGCCGCGCCUUCGUCGGGGAGGCCGGAGCCGUGCCGCUGCUGGUGCCCCUGCUCUACUCCGAGGACGCCGGGCUCCAGCUCAACGCCGUCACGGCGCUGCUCAACCUCUCCAUUCUCGAGGCCAACAAGAAGCGCAUCAUGCACGCCGAGGGCGCCGUGGAGGCGGUCGCCCACAUCAUGAGCUCCGGCGCGACGUGGCGCGCCAAGGAGAAUGCGGCGGCCGCCGUGCUCAGCCUGGCGUCCGUCCACACCUACCGGCGCCGCCUCGGCCGGAACCUGUCCGUCGUGGAGAAGCUCGUGCAUCUGGUCCGCACCGGCCCGACGAGCACCAAGAAGGACGCACUGGCCGCGCUGCUGUCGCUGGCGGGCGAGAGGGAGAACGUGGGAAAGCUCGUGGACGCCGGCGUCGCGCAGGCGGCGCUGUCCGCGAUCAGCGGGGAGGAGACCGCGGCCGCGGUGCUGGCCGCGCUGGCGAAGCGCGGCGGCGCGGAGGCUAUCGUGGGCAUCGACGGCGCCGUGGCGCGGCUGGUGGCCGAGAUGCGGCGCGGCACGGAGUGGGCCAGGGAGAAUGCGACGGCGGCGCUGGUGCUCCUGUGCCGGCGGCUGGGCGCGCGGGCGGUGACGCAGGUGAUGGCCGUGCCAGGCGUGGAGUGGGCCAUCUGGGAGCUGAUGGGCACCGGCACGGAGCGCGCCCGCCGCAAGGCCGCGUCGCUCGGCAGGAUAUGCCGCCGGUGGGCCUCCGCCUCGGCCGCCGACGGCGAGCGGGGCAGCGUGUGCCCGGCCGCCAGCAGCGUCGUGCCUCCGGCCAUGAUGGCGUCGUAA
Molecule: messenger RNA, 2007 nt
Organism: Miscanthus lutarioriparius
Lineage: Eukaryota; Viridiplantae; Streptophyta; Magnoliopsida; Poales; Poaceae
Source: the annotation of a GenBank genome assembly